AGAGAGGUGGGUGCAAAACAUGCUUAAGUAAUAAAAGACACACAGCAGGAAAUGCAACACUUUGGGACUGGGUGAGUGUGAGUGGCUGCUGAGACAAAGCAAAUCAAAAGUAACCGGAACAACAACACGAUGAAGAUCUUUCUUCUACUCAUCCUUUCAUUGAUCACAGGCUGUGAGGCAUCAUCUGAAGUACAAGGAUGCCUUAAAGGAUGGUUUGAAUUCAACUGCACAAAUUCUGACCCAAAAGUACAAAUUAUUGUACAUAGGCCCAAACACAAUCCCACAAAAAACAACCCAGGGGAUAGAUGUGAAAAAGACAAGAAAUUUUGCCUGUACCGUGAUAAAUUAAAUAAAAAUCUCACGGUGGUUGUCAACAAACUCGAACCCCGUGACUUUGGGGAUUAUUGGUGUAAAAUUGGCAAGUCAUUACAUAAAAUAGAACUUGAUGAUGACAAGCGUGGUUGCCAGACAAAGCUUUUUCAAACCGUUUGGGAAACAGCUACAACCAACUUCACGUGUGACAGAAUAAAAACCUCCAGUGUUACUUUUCUCUGUAAAGAAGAUGGUUUCAAGUGUACAGAAAUGAUAUGGACAGUGUCUACUACAGUGUCAAAUGAAAAGUUUACGCUCACAGUCAGCCCACGGGUCUUCACCAUAGAGAUCAGACAAGUUUCUGUACAGGACGCUGGAGUCUACUGGUGUGGACUAAGAUCAAACGGUGCAGGUCGAUAUCACCGAACUGCACUCAAAGAAAUACAGCUGGAGGUUCAAAAUAUACCAACCAACACAACAUCAGCAGCUGUUGGACAGACUCUAACAUACUCCUGCCAGUACGAAGGCUCCGUACCCAUUAAGAAAUUUGUCUGUAAGGGAGAAGAAAAAUCUAAAUGUGAACGCCAAGUGGACACCCAAAGGUCACAAAAUGAGAGGUUUUCCAUCAAAGAUGAUCGAAAAAAUAAAAUCACCAUAACAUUGAAACAUUUAACAAGAGAAGAUACUGGGAUUUACUGGUGCGGAGCAGAGAGCACCCGCCCGCGGACGAGCGACCAGUUCUUCCACAAACUUGUGUUGACUGUCGAGUCUCCACCUUCAACAACACCGUGCAUCCACCCGAGGACUCAUUCUUCUACUCCAUAUUCUACCUCCUCUACCCAGUCAACCACUGCGUCUGUUGAGAGAGAGAAUGUCUCUUGGUUAAUUGGAGUCAUUGCUGCUGUCACAUGUGUGGCUGUGACGGGACUUCUCGUCUUCAUCUGUAGACGUGUCGAGGGUUUAAAGAACACAGCAAAUGAAGGAGCUGAGAAUGAGGAUCACUGCUAUGCAGAGAUACAAGAGCUCCCCCAGAAGUCAGACUCAGGAACUGCACCAAAAACGGUCUAUGCCACCACCAGCUUUAGCCUCACGCCCUACUCCGUGGUCCAGCUUCCAAACAGCUGUGGUGACAUGUGGUCCACAGUGACAGGCGACGAGCAGGCUCCCACCUACUCCACUGUCAAUGAGCCACCCACGCUCACUGACACCGCCGUUUGUUACACCCACAACAAACCACAGCAGCAAUGAGGAAGCUAAGAUGUUUUUAUAUAUUUAUAAGUGUUUCUUCAGAGGAACAGAAACAGCAGAAACUAUCCUUCUAUAUCAGCUGAGUUUCAUGUUCCUUUUCCUUAUGAAGAAACUUGGAUUGUGCUUUGAAUAGAUGUUUAUUACUAUCAUGCUUCACUGUAAACCAUCAGCUGGUGGAGCCUGGAGACAAAGACAAAUGCAAAUGUGAAAUAUUCGAUUAGAGUCGAUAAAAUUGGCUUUUAUAUAGUUUAAUAUUGGCAGGGACUUAAGUAUUUGAGUAAUUUCAACUCAUUCUUCAUAUUAGUUUAGUUUUGUGGAUUAGAACAUUUGCAGGAAGAAGAAGAAGAAGCUUGACCAGAGUUUAUUUGACCUAAUAAGCGUUGACGCAUCUCUAUUUACUCCAGUAUUUCAUAAAAUAAUAUCUGUUAAAAUAGAAAAAAAACCUAACUCAACUGGUACACAACACAAAAUGCAUGUUAGAUUGUGUUUAUUUCAUAUCAGGUGUGGUAGGAUGUUUUGGCCGAUAAGGGGGUUAAAUCAACAGAACUGUUAUUCGGGACUUUAAACUCUGGAGGACAGCAUUUAACAUCGUCUCAUCGUCUGUCUUUUGUCUCCUUCACUUGGACGAUGCAGCCUUGACUGUUGAGACACAGACUUAGAAAAAGCUUCUACUUAAGAAUAAGUUCACCACUUUGUCUCGGUGUUAAACCGCUAUUACUGACGGGAAGAUUAAGUUUGUAAAUGACUUACGACCAUGCACCAAAACUAUUAACUCCUAACUAAAUAGAAAAAUGUCACCGAUGGAGGCAGCAGUGGAUCAACAGCUUCUGUGAGCCGUGAUGUAAAAUUGCACAUUUUUGCUGGUGUAGAGGGGAGUGAAUAGUUUAUAAAUCUUAAGUGUCAAGUGUCAGUUUCCAAACAGAGAAGUCUGUCUUACAGGUGAAUGUGAAGAGACUAACACGUUGUUAAGAUAUCGUAGACUUAGUCAGAUGUAGAUUUUAUUGGGUUAGCCCUUUUUUUCAAUGAUCCUUCAACCCAUGAUAAUCCAGAUGAUGGUUCUCUUGUACAGCUGAUUCAUUUCCUUAUUACGAAUAAAAUAUUUGGUGAUUCACAAA
Messenger RNA from Solea senegalensis (Senegalese sole), 2675 nucleotides. RefSeq lists its product as uncharacterized. NCBI's taxonomy places the organism in Eukaryota, Metazoa, Chordata, Actinopteri, Pleuronectiformes, Soleidae. The coding region runs from base 130 to 1560 and encodes 476 amino acids. Gene Ontology annotation, cellular component: plasma membrane. The transcript has 8 exons. The record is from RefSeq and is a predicted model, not a curated record. Gene Ontology annotation, molecular function: transmembrane signaling receptor activity.